AUGUCGGGGGAUGAUUAUUGUGAUUUUUUAUUUAAAAUAGUGCUCAUCGGUGAUUGUGGAGCUGGAAAAACUUGCGUUGUCCAAAGAUUCAAAACUGGAGCAUUUGUGGAAAGGCAUGGAAAUACAAUUGGUGUUGAUUUUUCUAUGAAGAACGUCGUCGUCGAUGGAAAGAAAGUCAAAUUACAAAUAUGGGACACAGCAGGUCAAGAAAGAUUUAGGACCAUCACACAAAGUUAUUAUAGAUCAGCCAAUGGAGUUAUAAUCGUUUAUGACAUUACAAAAAGAUCAUCAUUUUUGAGUUUGGAAAGGUGGAUAGAAGAAGUGAGGAGAUAUGCAGCCACAAAUGUAUUGUUAGUUUUAGUGGGUAAUAAAUCAGAUUUGGAAAAUUUACGUGAAGUUGAAUUUUCCGAAGCUGAAGCCAUGUGCGAAUUCAUACCGGAAGUUUUAUGCGUUUUGGAAGCUUCUGCCAAAGAAAAUACAAAUAUAGAAGAUGCCUUUUUGUGUUUAGCAACAGAGCUUAAGAGGCGUCACGACGUGAGCUUAUGUUUAGGUGAUGGCGACAAGAGUACAAUAUCUCUUAAGGAAGGAAAAUCGGUGAGCGAUUGUUCAGAAUCCACAUGCAGCCUUAUUUAA
This is a messenger RNA of Pediculus humanus corporis (human body louse), 633 nucleotides long. RefSeq names its product GTP-binding nuclear protein RAN1, putative. Gene Ontology annotation, molecular function: GTPase activity; GTP binding. Gene Ontology annotation, cellular component: trans-Golgi network. The transcript has 5 exons. NCBI's taxonomy places the organism in Eukaryota, Metazoa, Arthropoda, Insecta, Psocodea, Pediculidae. Bases 1 to 633 code for a protein of 210 amino acids. The record is from RefSeq and is a predicted model, not a curated record.